ACAAAAAAUGUCCUUCCUUCCAUGCAUUCAAAUAUUUAACCUUGUACUGGUUACAGCUGAAAGCUUUCCGAUUUGUUGUGUCUAAUGCAUGUUCUUGAAUGGUUUGUUAAUCUUCUUGUGAAGGUCUGUUUGUCGACACUGAGCCGCUGGGAGAAAAAAAAGCUGCUGGUCUGUUCUGAUUGAGAGAAAAGCCCUUCUGUUGAACUCCACUAUAUAAAGGCAGCAAUUUGUCUUUAUCCUGAGACUUGCAGCAGCAGCCUUCAGUGAAAUGUUGAACAUCAGUGAUCUGCCUCUGCAGCUCCGGCCCUCCAGGGCCUCGGAUUGUCUGCUGCAGCCAUUCUGGGAUUAUUUGCUUUUGCACCACCUGCCUCUCGUCUCAUCUCCCUUUUUCCCCGUCCUGCUUGCCUUCUCCAGCUAUUUCUUCUUCAGCGUACCUUUUGCUGCACUGGACCUCUUGGGAGAAAGGGUGCCUUUUCUCUAUCGGUACAAGAUCCAACCAGACAGGCAGCCAACAGUGGGAAUGAUGGCUAAGAGCUUCAUGACAGCCCUGUAUAACCACUUAUUUUUUGUUCUGCCAGCUGUAAUAGUUGGCAUGUUUAUAUUGCCUACACCAACACUGCCACAGGAUGCUCCUUCUCUAUAUGAGCUAUUUAUUGAUGGACUGGCUGUACUUCUCCUCUUCGACACUCAGUACUAUAUUUGGCAUUUCAUACAUCACAAGCAUUCACAGCUUUACCGCUGGAUUCAUGCAAUCCACCAUGAAUACAUGGCGCCUUUCUCUUGGUCAACUGAGCAGCUCAGCAUCCCAGAACUGAUGACUGUUGGAUUCUGGAGCAACCAGGAUCCGAUUCUUUUAAAGUGCCACCCACUGACCACAUGGUCCAUCACAGUUUUUAGUAUCUGGAUGUCUGUGGAGGACCACAUAGGCUAUGACCUGCCUUGGACCCUCAACCACCUGGUGCCUUUUGGUCUGCUGGGCGGUGCACCAGCUCAUGACAUGCACCACCAGAAGCCGAGCAGCAACUACGCUCCUUUCUUCAGCCACUGGGACAGGAUCUUUGGCACUGCGGUUCCUCUUAAGAAAAAGACUAUGAGAAAAUAAUGGA
Centropristis striata (black sea bass) is the source of this 1106-nucleotide messenger RNA. It is a transcript of the gene ch25hl1.1, whose product is annotated as cholesterol 25-hydroxylase like 1, tandem duplicate 1. The record is from RefSeq and is a predicted model, not a curated record. Lineage: Eukaryota; Metazoa; Chordata; Actinopteri; Perciformes; Serranidae. Gene Ontology annotation, molecular function: steroid hydroxylase activity; iron ion binding; C-4 methylsterol oxidase activity. Bases 269 to 1102 code for a protein of 277 amino acids. The transcript has a single exon. Gene Ontology annotation, biological process: sterol biosynthetic process; cholesterol metabolic process.